Molecule: messenger RNA, 3926 nt
Organism: Oncorhynchus mykiss (rainbow trout)
Lineage: Eukaryota; Metazoa; Chordata; Actinopteri; Salmoniformes; Salmonidae
Product: DNA (cytosine-5)-methyltransferase 3A
Biological process (GO): negative regulation of DNA-templated transcription
Cellular component (GO): nucleus; cytoplasm
Molecular function (GO): methyltransferase activity
Source: RefSeq, a predicted model, not a curated record
GGCCCCUGCAGUGUGAGCCGAGCAUCUGGCGGAGUGCUGGCCGGCUGGUGUGGUGGAGGACGGGGAGAGAAGAAGAAGGAGGAUCCGGGAGCAAGCGACAACAAAAAGGGUCUGGCCUGGGACUUGGCAAAACGGGAUCAUCGAAGGUUCAUUGAAGGAUCGUCAUUUUUUUUGUUCCUUUGAUUUUAUUUCUCAUAUUUUGAAGCUUCUUCUGUUUUCCAUUGAGAAUAUCAUCCGUACGAUUUGCACUCUUGGCGAUGCCGUCCAACACUGUUGCCACCAACAACACCGCUGCAUUCCAAAGCUUAGACUACACCUGCGAUGCACCUGGGAACAGAAUGAGGGAGAGCACGAUACUGGACAAAGAGCUGGCACCAGAAGAGAAAUCCUCUAAAAGCAACACCAGCUGUAAAGAGGGCCGGCCUGCUGGGAGAAAACACAAGCAGAUCGCUGCGGAGGGCAGUGUGUCUGUGAAGGACAGUGUGCCCGGAGGCGGGGGCAACAGUCUCACCGGGGUGGCAGCGGAAAGAGAGAGAGUGUCUGUGGCGCAGGUGCAGAAUGGAGUCAUGAGCGGCGGGAACACAGACAGAGACAGGACCCAGGCUGAUGCCAGCAGCGGGCACACAGACAGAGACAGGACCCAGGCUGAUGCCAGCAGCGGGCACACAGACAGAGAUAGGACCCAGGCUGAUGCCAGCAGCGGGCACACAGACAGAGACAGGACACAGGCUGAUGCCAGCGGCGGGCAAACAGACAGAGACAAGACCCAGGCUGAUGCCAGCAGCUGCCCCAAGCAAGAGAGGAAAGGUCCAGAGAAGAACGGGUUACCAGAUGCCCCUGGUUCCCCUAGUGCCAGUCAGUCUGAAGACGGCCCCCCGGGACCACCCACCCUCCUGCAAAAGAGCCGGAGCCCCCCCUCCCUGGAGAACAGGUUUCUAGUGAGCCGGGAGCCGAGCCGGGAGCCGAGCCGGGACGAGCAGGACGACUCUGAGAAAGACAAAGAGGAGACUCUGACAACUCCGCCACGCAAGAAACGAGGCAGGCGGAAACUGGAGCGCCCAACAAAAUAUGUGGAGCAGAAGGAGGAUGGAGGUGAUACAGCCAAGAAACAGGGAGUUGGAGGCCCUGGGACAGGCAGGCUGCGUGGCUCCGUCAGUCUGCGUCAGAGGCCCAUUCCCAGAGUAACCUUCCAGGCCGGGGACCCAUAUUACAUUAGCAAGAGGACCAGGGAGGAGUGGCUGGCCAAGUGGAAGAUGGAGGCAGAGAAAAAAGCCCAACUGGUGUCAGUGUUGAACUUAAUGGAGGACCAUGAGGAGAUGGAGCCUGAGCCACAACAGAAAGAAGAGGUGUCAGUCAUCACACCCCACCAGCAACAACAACAACAACAACAGCAGCCCACGGACCCAGCGUCCCCGACUGUGGCCACCACACCUGAACCUGUCCCCAUGGCAGGAGGGGACACGACAUCCCCCAAGACUGCUGAUACUGAGCCGGAGUACGAGGACGGGCGGGAUUUCGGCAUUGGGGAGCUGGUGUGGGGGAAGCUGAGGGGGUUUUCCUGGUGGCCAGGUCGUAUUGUCUCCUGGUGGAUGACCGGACGCAGCCGAGCUGCCGAGGGGACACGAUGGGUCAUGUGGUUCGGUGACGGAAAAUUCUCAGUGGUGUGUGUAGAGAAACUGUUGCCUUUCAGUUCCUUCUCCAACGCCUUCCAUCAGCCCACCUUCAUCAAGCAGCCCAUGUAUAAGAAAGCCAUCUACGAGGUGCUACAGGUGGCUAGCACCCGUGCAGGCAAAGCCUUCCUUGCCUGUCCAGAGAGCGAUGAGACAGACACCUCCAAGUCAGUGGAUCUACACAACAACCAGAUGAUAGAUUGGGCUAUGACAGGCUUCCAACCCACCGGGCCCAAGGGCCUAGAGCCACCAGAAGAGGAGCGUAACCCAUAUAAGGAGGUGUACCCUGACGUCUGGGUGGAGCCAGAGGCGGCAGCCUACACGCCCCCUCCAGCCAAAAAGCCUCGCAAAAGCACAGCAGCCGAGAAACCCAAGGUCAAGGAGAUGAUUGAUGAGGGGACGAGAGAGAGACUCGUGUAUGAAGUGAGACAGAAGUGCAGAAGCAUAGAGGACAUCUGCAUCUCCUGUGGAAGUUUGAAUAUUUCCCGUGAACACCCUCUGUUUGCUGGAGGAAUGUGCCAGAGCUGUAAGAACUGCUUUCUAGAAUGUGCAUAUCAGUAUGAUGACGAUGGUUACCAGUCAUACUGCACCAUCUGCUGUGGGGGACGAGAGGUUCUCAUGUGUGGGAACAACAACUGCUGCAGGUGUUUCUGUGUGGAGUGUGUUGACCUACUUGUGGGGCCAGGUGCAGCACAGAUAGCUAUAAAAGAGGAUCCCUGGUGCUGCUACAUGUGUGAGAAGGGCCAGAAGGGAGUGUUCGGCCUGCUGGAGCGUCACACUGAUUGGCCCUGCCGUCUACAGCACUUCUUCGCUAACAAUCACGACCAAGAUUUUGAACAACCAAAGCUUUACCCUCCAGUCAUGGCAGAGAAGAGACAACCGAUUCGUGUCCUGUCACUGUUCGACGGCAUAGCAACAGGUCUGCUGGUGCUAAAGGAGCUGGGUAUCCAGGUGGAGCGCUAUGUGGCGUCGGAGGUGUGUGAGGACUCUAUCACGGUGGGCAUCGUCAGGCAUCAGGGACGCAUCAUGUACGUGGGCGACGUGAGGAACGUCACACGCAAACAUUUACACGAGUGGGGCCCCUUUGACUUAGUGAUUGGUGGAAGUCCGUGUAACGACCUCUCUAUUGUCAACCCAGCUAGGAAGGGUCUUUAUGAGGGCACUGGUCGGCUGUUCUUUGAGUUCUACCGCCUGCUGCACGAGGCUCGGCCCAAAGAGGGCGACAACCGACCGUUCUUCUGGCUCUUUGAAAACGUGGUGGCAAUGGGCGUCAGUGACAAGAGGGACAUCUCUCGCUUUCUAGAGUGUAACCCGGUAAUGAUCGAUGCCAAGGAGGUGACUGCUGCCCACCGUGCUCGCUACUUCUGGGGCAACCUGCCUGGCAUGAACAGGUUGGUGAGAGAACGGCCCUUGACGGCCAUGUUCACUGACAGACUAGACCUUCAGGACUGUUUGGAGCACGGCAGAACAGCGAAGUUUGGCAAAGUGAGGACCAUCACCACUCGCUCUAAUUCCAUUAAGCAGGGUAAAGACCAGCACUUUCCCGUCUUCAUGAACGAGAAGGAGGACAUUCUUUGGUGCACUGAGAUGGAGAGGGUGUUUGGCUUCCCAGUCCAUUACACAGACGUGUCCAACAUGAGUCGGCUGGCCAGGCAAAGGCUUCUGGGAAGGUCGUGGAGUGUACCGGUCAUCCGACACUUGUUUGCACCACUCAAAGAAUAUUUUGCCUGCGUUUAACAAGACUUGACUCAACAAGAUCACCUGCGUUUAACAAGACUUGACUUAACUAGACCAUCACAAACAUAGAACUAAUGUUGUAACCAGAAACAUGAGCAUUGGUGAAAUUAUACUACUCCCUGGUACCUGGAAUCAUUUCCCAGGCAAGCAAAACAUCAUGAAAGUAAAUAUUUCAAAUUAUUUCUUGUAAUUUGAAAUGUACUUCUUAUUCUAUUUAAUAUGUAUAUGUCAUUUUACCUUUUAGCAGUGUUAUCCAGUAUUUUUUUAAUUGAUUUAUUUGUGCAAGCUAUACUUGAGACAAGGCUUUCUUCUCAAGGCACUGAGAAAGAAGAAACUAGGAUCUGUGUGGCUUUUAGAAUAAGGACUAGGAUUGGAUGAUUGGAAAAGAUCUGAAAGAGAGUUGAUGAUACUGUAUGUACAGUAUGUACAGUGCCUUGCGAAAGUAUUCGGCCCCCUUGAACUUUGCGACCUUUUGCCACAUUUCAGGCUUCAAACCUAAAGAUAUAAAACUGUAUUUUU